Mus caroli (Ryukyu mouse) is the source of this 382-nucleotide messenger RNA. RefSeq names its product cytochrome c oxidase subunit 7A1 (gene Cox7a1). The record is from RefSeq and is a predicted model, not a curated record. Gene Ontology annotation, cellular component: respiratory chain complex IV. Gene Ontology annotation, biological process: mitochondrial respirasome assembly; regulation of oxidative phosphorylation; mitochondrial electron transport, cytochrome c to oxygen. Lineage: Eukaryota; Metazoa; Chordata; Mammalia; Rodentia; Muridae.
UUCCCUUAGGGUAAAGUGCUGCACGUCCUUGGGCGAAGAGGGGAGGUGACUCGGAGCUGCUGAGGACGCAAAAUGAGGGCCCUACGGGUCUCCCAGGCUCUGGUCCGGUCUUUUAGCUCAUCUACCAGAAGCCACUUAGAGAACCGUGUGGCAGAGAAGCAGAAGCUCUUCCAGGCCGACAAUGACCUCCCAGUACACUUGAAAGGCGGGGGAAUGGACAACGUCCUGUACAGACUGACCAUGACGCUGACGCUGGGGGGCACUGCCUACUGCUUAUACUGCUUGGGCUGGGCCUCCUUCCCCCACAAGAAGUGACACCAGGAAGCUUGGAGGACUUGGACAAACAUCAAUAAAUAUGAUAAUCUCUUGAGAUCCCAACCCA